AUGCCUGUUGCGGCCGCUGUUAUUCUGGGAUUGAUUCCCCAGUUAAUAUCUGCAGACGUCAUCUGCAACUUCUCCACCACCGCUAGCAGUGGGGAUACUUGCACAUCCUUCGCUACAUCCUGGGGGUCAACUCUCGCAGACUUCCAAGCUUUGAACCCUGGUGUCUCGUGCCCGAAUCUCACAACCGGUCAAAGUUACUGUGUCAUUGGCACUGUCACCAGCGAGUCAGGGAUCACCACCAAGGCUACUAUCACCACGACUUCUAGUACAACAAAGGCCGCGACAACCACAACCUCUACUCAGUAUGAGCCCGCCGUGCCUGGUUUGCCGUCUAACUGUGACGGCUUCCAUCUCAUCGCGUCCGGCGACCAAUGCGAUGCAAUUGAGGCGAAGUACGGCAUCACCGAUGCCCAGUUCAAGGAAUGGAACCCUAGCAUUGAUAGCAAUUGCUCCAACCUCUGGCUGGGCUACUACGUCUGCGUGCACGUCCCGGGAGCCACCACAACUGCCUCGACCCCCGAGCCGACAUCUACAGGACCCGAGCCCUAG
Penicillium waksmanii is the source of this 549-nucleotide messenger RNA. Its product is annotated as LysM peptidoglycan-binding domain-containing protein. NCBI's taxonomy places the organism in Eukaryota, Fungi, Ascomycota, Eurotiomycetes, Eurotiales, Aspergillaceae. The coding region runs from base 1 to 549 and encodes 182 amino acids. The transcript is spliced from 3 exons. The record is from RefSeq and is a predicted model, not a curated record.